This is a messenger RNA of Paramecium tetraurelia, 1673 nucleotides long. RefSeq lists its product as uncharacterized. The transcript is spliced from 4 exons. The record is from RefSeq and is a predicted model, not a curated record. Lineage: Eukaryota; Ciliophora; Oligohymenophorea; Peniculida; Parameciidae. Gene Ontology annotation, biological process: mRNA splicing, via spliceosome. Gene Ontology annotation, cellular component: catalytic step 2 spliceosome. Gene Ontology annotation, molecular function: mRNA binding; protein binding.
AUGUUAGUGGAUUAUAGUGAUGAUGAGCAAUAGAUCAUGGACAACAAGCCAAAGUCUAUAUUGGUGAAUCCUGAGGUUGAUUGUUCACAUCUGGUAAAGAAGAAGGAGGAGGAGAAAGCACUUGAAUUAUCAAAAACAUAUAAUUUCCUUGGAUAGAAAAAGAAUCAUUUAACAGGAAAUGUAGAAUCAAUAUAUUACAAUGAUGCAGUGUUUGAAGAGUAAUUUCAUAAAUUCAAUGUGUAUGGUUUUGCAGUUGAUCCCAAUGAAAGGAAUAGAAGAGUGAUAGCAUGUAAUUAAAAAUAAGAGCAAUUAUCUAGUUUAAUGAAAGAAGGUUAUGAUGUAGAUGCAGCAGAUCCACUUUUUAGUAAAAAUGUACUUGCAGGUAUGCACAAAGAAGACAAAUUGAAAUAAUAAGAAUUAAAAUGUAAUAGAGUGAAGGCUAAUGAUCCAUCCAAAGGAGAGUUUAUGGGACCUUGGGCAGGACAAUAGGAUGAAUAAUUUGAAAACAUAUAAAUGAAUGAAGAAUAAUAAUAAUUGUUAGAUCAAUUGGAAGAAUAGAGAAAAUAAAAAAUAGAUGAAUCAAAAAAAUAAGAAGAAAACUUUGUGCCUUAUAUGGAAUAACAUGUAAGUUAAACAGAGUAAUUUGGAGGAAGAUAAUUCAUUGCACCUCCACCUGAAUUAAAAUAUGUUGAUCACACAUGUUAUAUCCCAAAAAGAUGCAUCUAAACAUUUCAUGGUCACACUAAGGGUGUAUAAGUAAUUAAAUUCUUUCCCAAAUUUGGUCAUCUCAUGUUGAGUGGUAGUUUAGACAAUAAAAUUAAGAUGUGGGAUAUUAUUGGUAACAAAUAAUGUGUUAGAACAUAUUAUGGUCAUUAAGGAGCACUAAGAGAUCUCAACUUCUCCAAUGAUGGUAGGACAUUUUUGUCAGCUGCCUAUGAUAAGAAGAUUCUAGUUUGGGAUACAGAAUAUGGCAAAGUCACUCAAACAAUUAAUCUAUAACAUUUCCCUUAUUGUGUAAGACUAAAUCCAGAUCCAGCUAAACAACAUUCAUUUUUGUUAGGAUCAUCAGAUAAAAGAAUAAAAUAGUUUGAUAUCAGAAGUGGACAAUAAACAUUAGUAUAUGAUGAACAUUUACAAGCCAUUAACACAAUCACAUAUUUUAAUUAAAAUAGAAAAUUUGUUUCCAGUUCAGAUGACAAAAAACUAUUCAUCUGGGAAUUUGGCAUCCCUGUUGUUAUAAAACAUAUCAGUGAUCCUGAAAUGCAUGCAGUAACUGCUACUGCUGUUAAUCCAUCUGGACUUAAUUGGGUUGGAUAGUAAAGUAAUAAUUUGAUCAUUGUUUAUGACACCAAAGCUGGAAAUUUCAGAAUGAAUAGAAAGAAGAACUUUAAAGGACAUGUUUCUGCAGGAUAUGCAUGUGGUGUUACAUUUUCAGCAGACGGGCAAUUCUUAGCCUCUGGUGACUCAGAAGGUAGAGUCUUUUUUUGGGAUUGGAAAACAGCUAAAAGCUAUAGAACUAUCUAAGCUCAUGAUAAUGUAUGCAUCGGUGUUGAAUGGCAUCCUAUUGAACCAAGCAAGGUUGUUACUUGUGGAUGGGAUGGAGUACUUAAAUUAUGGGAUUGAUUAUCAGUUUUAAAUUAAUGUUGAUAUAUAGUCACCAAUAAUAAUAAUUG